AUGCAGCAAGACGACGGUUUUCAAGAAACCGUUUUUUAUGAAUGGAUGAAUAGAAUAUCUAAACUUCGAGACAAAAAAAAACGACCCAUUGACUACAUCUUUGAACAAGUGCCUUCAAAAGAUGAUUAUCCAGACUACUACCAAAUCAUUCAGCACCCCAUCUCGCUAGAGAUGAUGCGUGAAAAAGCGAAAAAAGGCGUCUACAGGUCAUUAGCAGAUCCGCUAGACGAUCUCGCUUUGAUGGUCAAAAACGCAAAACACUACAACAUGCCGGGAAGCUAUGUUUAUGUGUGUGCAGAAUACAUCGAGAAAGCUGCUCUUGACUUUCAACGGGAAUGGCUUGACAUGUCUCAAAGGGCCCUGGCUAGCGAAACGUUAAAACAACCUAUUUUAACAGUGCUUCAUGCGUUAAAGGAGUUCAAACACAAGGAUGGGCACUUAAUUGCAGCUGCAUUUCUUGAACUUCCUGAUCAAUACACGUAUCCUGAUUACUACCAAACUAUUCUGCAACCCAUUUCACUCAGAAUCAUAGAAACAAAACUUGCAACGGGUCAGUACACAUCUUUUGCUGAUGUUCGUCGUGACAUUGAUCUUAUGGUUAAUAAUGCGAAAACGUACAAUCAACCAGGAAGUCUCAUUUAUAAUGAUGCUUUAAGUCUGCAUGAAGUUGCGAUGUCAUUAAUUACCCAAAUGGAGGCUGCAACAGUAGCGUCAGCACGAAACUCUCCAUUUGCAUUGGCUUCCAAGCCAGUUGGGAAAUUUUCUCAGUCUCCCGUUGCUUCAGACAGUUUUAUUUCUGCGCAACAGCAGCACCUCUUGAUGUCGCCGGAGGAGAAACCUACUCCUACACACUCGCUAUUUUUCCAAGACACGGUAUCACAAGCCUUAUCGUCGUCGUCCGCGUCUUCUCCUCUUCCGUCUGCCCUUCUGUCGUUGAAACAGGCCAACCGUCAAGCUUUGGCUGUCACAUCGGCUAUGCCUUCCCUUUACAAAAGCAAUUCCUCUUCCACCUUAACACAACAGUCCUUAUCCUUUCCUUCCGUUCCCACGUCAUCGGACUCGCCAUCCUUACUUGCCAUUGAUCUUUGUUCUCCAACACAUUUGUCUCUUUCACACCCUCUUCGACUUCGUAUUCCGCAGCCGUUGCAUAAUGCAGCCGAGGUUUCAACUAUCUCGCUUCAUCAGCAGCACUACUUUCUGUAUCUUGUAUUACUUUUGAAUCCUGUUUUACUCCUUAAACCUUACAAUGUCAGCGUGAUGCUGAAUGGCAGACAGCUGAGUCCUAGUGUGUCUUCUCCUGCGGCAGCUCUGUACGUCGGUGACUCCGGUUUAGGGGACGAGCCCAUCAAGUCUUGCUACGAAAUACGUUUGUCGAUAGGUUUGAAUUGUUUAGAGGUCAUUUUAUCUACAGGAAACCCCAAUGACCCCGCCUAUGCAUUGACAGCAGAUAGUAAUUCCGGAAAAAAAGAACGUUUUGUGCUGUUAGCAUCUGUACAGCCAUAG
Messenger RNA from Schizosaccharomyces japonicus yFS275, 1503 nucleotides. Its product is annotated as RSC complex subunit Rsc4. Bases 1 to 1503 code for a protein of 500 amino acids. Gene Ontology annotation, cellular component: RSC-type complex; nucleus. Gene Ontology annotation, biological process: epigenetic regulation of gene expression; chromatin remodeling; transcription by RNA polymerase II. Lineage: Eukaryota; Fungi; Ascomycota; Schizosaccharomycetes; Schizosaccharomycetales; Schizosaccharomycetaceae. The transcript is spliced from 2 exons. The record is from RefSeq and is a predicted model, not a curated record.